UUGCAGAUGAUGGGUUCCCGAAAAAUAGAUAAUAUGGAUGUCCUCAGUUGUCAGCCUUCUAACUAACCUAAUUUAUAUAUAAUGGCUUGAAAAAGAAUUUUCUGGAAUGUUAAGAUCUCUGUUGGAGGAAGUUAAGUGACAGCAAGUUGGUAAUUGUAGUGUUAUUCUAAAGACAGUAUUGCAUAAUGCAAUAAAAGCGCUAGCGUGGAACUGCAGAUAUGUCGAAAACCGCAGUCCCAAAUGUGGAUAUGGAUUUUGGAAGGUCGAUAUGCUUUUCCGCAAAAAUUUGCUCAUUGAAGCGAACAUAUAAUACAAGAUUUUGUUGUCAGGCAGUUUCACAUAAGGAGUGGUAGGGCCGAAAUUGGUCACUGUUGCGGUUGAUGGCAGAACAGGCCAAUGUUCUGGAAUUAGUAAUCAUUCUUCGCUGGGGACCAUAAAACACGUGAAAUUUGGCAUACCGCGAAAGAAUGUAUAUUGCAUAGUCUCCGACGAUUAGAUUUUGGAAUUUUGUUGAGGAUUUGUAAUUGGUUAUGUUCAGUGCUUCAUGUGAGUUGAAUAAAGUGCGAAAUCAGUGGUAUGAAUCCUCCUGAUGUUGAUUGCUUACAUGUCAAACCUUAUUGUUGGUGAUAACAAUGCCUGAUAACUAGUUCACGACUAAAGUUCGUUUUAUUUCCUAAACAACACAUUGUUUACACAACAGGGAUGCAUUCUUCUUACCUCUUCACAAGGAGAAUGGCAUCAACCGUUUGUUCUAUGAUUUUUCAGAUGUAAACUGAUGGAAUUUCAGUUAGCAUGGAUUUUCGCUACUCUUCAGAUGCGAGGAGUGAAAAUUCAUUUAAAAUUGCAUAUUUCUACUAUUUCGUUGGGGUGAAUCUGGAUUGCAUGCUUUGAUGAGUCUGGAUUUAUCUUCAAUCUUGCUGUUUUUACUGCUCGCAAUCUUUAAAAUCAUUGGAAGAUAUAGCAGUCGGCGUUAGCUCUUCCGAAGUAAUAUGCAAGCACAUUGAGGAUUUAUAAACUUUAGUACAUUAGGAGACGUACUAUAUAUAAUGCUCAAAUGUGGGAUGAAAUAUCAUUUCAAAUUCCGCCAUUUAAUAAACAAAGCUAAACUAGUGUUGCAUGCAAACAUAGAUACAUCGUAUGUCUGUAUUGGAAUACUUCCGGAAAAAUUGAUCGCACAAUAAUAUGGACCGCAUUCAGUUGCUAAGGAUUAAUUCGUGGAUUGCCUCAUGUCAAUUUGCAUAUUUGUUUGAUGGUUCAUAUCAUUCACAUCAACUAAAGGAGAAUUCUUUUUGGAUAGGCGUUGCUGGUAUUGGCUUUAUAGCUUUGACAUAUCUUAUCGCUAAGAUUUAUUCAGACAAAAUUAAGGGACGUUUGCUGUGUCCUAAAAAGAAAACUAAGCAUUUUAUUGCUGUUCGUGCUGUACAACGUCAAAAAUCAAUAUUGACAUUCCAGAAGUUCAGUAGAGCCGGAAGAGUUCAUACUGAGAGUUCAGAAAAGAUCCUGACAUGUCCGAUCGAACCUUUGAGGGAGCAGCUGACAAAACGAGUGCGAAUGGCAGUUGAAGGAUGCAAAGAUAAGUUGGACAGCAGGUCAUCGUCUAGUUCACCAAAGAUUGAGAAACCGUUCUGUGCUUCACUUCCAUCCAUUUCAAGUCCAUCUCGAGUGCAGAGGCGGAAAACGCUAUAA
This is a messenger RNA of Loa loa (African eye worm), 1686 nucleotides long. RefSeq lists its product as hypothetical. The transcript is spliced from 4 exons. Bases 1183 to 1686 code for a protein of 167 amino acids. The record is from RefSeq and is a predicted model, not a curated record. NCBI's taxonomy places the organism in Eukaryota, Metazoa, Nematoda, Chromadorea, Rhabditida, Onchocercidae.